This is a messenger RNA of Syngnathoides biaculeatus (alligator pipefish), 4162 nucleotides long. RefSeq names its product netrin receptor UNC5D-like. Lineage: Eukaryota; Metazoa; Chordata; Actinopteri; Syngnathiformes; Syngnathidae. Gene Ontology annotation, biological process: netrin-activated signaling pathway. Gene Ontology annotation, molecular function: netrin receptor activity; protein binding. Gene Ontology annotation, cellular component: membrane. The transcript is spliced from 21 exons. Bases 866 to 3709 code for a protein of 947 amino acids. The record is from RefSeq and is a predicted model, not a curated record.
UCAAUCCCGCUUCCAACAAGCUGCCACGUCGUCGACUGAGCGCCACCGCUAACCUCUGUCGACUCGCCCGCUUUUCGUCACCCGCUGAUUUAAGAAGCCACGUUAGCCUUAGCUAGACUCGGGCGUCUUCCGCAGAUGGCCUGGACGAUAAUUUUUUUGUCAUAUUCCAUUAGUUGAGUGAAUGUUAGAUGAGUUAAUUGAGUGUUUUGUUGAGUAAGAGGAGUGAAGAAGUUAAGCUAGUGUUAUGGUGUGAUGUUGUGCACUAUAAUAGGCGUGGAAGCGCACUCUUGUUUUGAAAGGCAGCACGGGCGCUGGCAUUUUUUUCCCCCGUUCUUUUCAACGCUAUUACUGAGAUAAGGAAUCGGGUGUUUAAAAAUGUUCACGGUAAAGGGGAAAAAAUGCAAUUGAAGUGUUUGUGGGAGAUCCGAGAAACACAGGAAGUAGGCCGCGUGUUUUAUUUUGAAGCCACAUUUAUCGGGCGGCUAGACGAGAUCACUUCCUCUUGUGUUUGACUCCAGCGUGCAAGUCCCCUCGUCUCGACCAAUCGGUUCCCUCCGCCCACUCGUGUGUAUUCCAGGUGUGACUCGUCUCGUCAAUUUCUUCAUAGUUUCAUAAUUCAAUGUGAGUUAGCAAUAGAAAGCGCCGCGCUGAUUGUCGGCGACAGGCGACUGCUCCGCUUUGGACGGCAGCCAAUCCUCGCCCCGUCUGCACCGUCCGUCUCUUCUUCUUCUUCUUCCCGACUCAAGGUCGCUGCGGAAAAGGGCGAAAGUGCCGCCCGUCACCACCGCGGGUGCGAUUCACGCCGCCGACAAAUGCGCGGGUGCGCGCGCGCAUCACGCGGACAGCCGCCGCGAGCGCAGCCGUGAUGGGACGCCGGCGCUCCGGGAAACGCGCGACUUCGGCCGCGCCGCCGCCUCUGCUGCCGCUUCUGGUGCUUCUCCUCCCGGUCGCCGCGCUCGGUCGAGGCGUCCGCGGGGAGAGCCAGCAGCAUGGCCCGUCGUCCGGCACGUUGCCGCGCUUCGUGGAGGAGCCGGUGGAUGCGUACAUCAUCAAAAGCAACCCCAUCAAGCUCCGCUGCCAGGCCCGGCCCGCCCUGCAGAUCUUCUUCAAGUGCAACGGCGAGUGGGUCCACCAGAGCCAGCACACGUCGCGCGAGCACACCGACCUGGGAACAGGGCUGAAAAUCCGCGAGGUGAUGAUCAACGUGUCCCGCCAGCAGGUGGAGGACUUCCACGGUCCUGAGGACUACUGGUGCCUCUGCGUCGCCUGGAGCCACCUGGGAACAUCCAAAAGCCGUAAGGCGUCCGUGCGGAUCGCCUACCUGAGGAAGAACUUUGAGCAGGACCCUCAAAGCUCAGAGGUGCCCCUGAGCGGCAUGAUCAUGUUGCAUUGUCGGCCACCAGAUGGCGUUCCAGUGGCCCAGGUGGAAUGGCUGAAAAACGACGAGCUUUUGAGCGCUGGCGGCGGCGACACCAAAGGCGAUCACCGUCUGGUCGUCUCUCAGGCGCAGCUCUCCGAUUCGGGAAACUACAGCUGUGUCGCUAGCAACAUCGUGGCCAAGCGGCGCAGCGCCACGGCUGCUGUCGUCGUGUACGUGAACGGCGGCUGGUCAUCAUGGAGCGACUGGUCGGCGUGCAGCGUCCGCUGCGGCCGCGGCGUCCACAAGCGCUCGCGUACGUGCACCAACCCGGCGCCGCUCAACGGCGGCUCCUUCUGCGACGGCGCCUCGGUGCAGAAGAGCGCCUGCGUGGCGCCGUGCCCGGUGGACGGCGGCUGGGGCGCGUGGACCGAGUGGUCGGAGUGCGGCGGCGACUGCGAGAGGAGGCGGAGCCGCGAGUGCACGGCGCCCCAGCCCAAGCACGGCGGGCGGCUGUGUGACGGCGCGGCGCUGGCCGCCGACAACUGCACCGGAGACCUCUGCUCGCAAAAUGGAAAAUUACUGCGUGAUGCCAAGCCGCAAGGUGUGAUAGAAAACGGAGUUGGCGGCGGCGGCGGAAGCGACGUGGCGCUGUACUCUGGCCUGGCGGCCGGCGCCGCCACGGUGGCGCUGCUGAUCGUCGGCGUCACCGUGUACCGACGCAGCCGCAGCGACUACGGCGUGGACGUCAUCGAGUCGUCCGCCCUCGCCGGAGGUUUCCAGUCCUUCAACUUCAAGACGUCCCGGCAAGGCAACUCCCUGCUGAUCCACUCGUCGCUCCAGCCCGACUUGAGCGUGUCCCGCACGUACACCAGUCCCAUGUGUUUCCACGACGCCAUGGACAAGGAGCUCCUGGACCCCCUGCCCGACCUCAAGACCAAAGGGGUCGCAGAGGGUCCCGAUUUCCACCCCCGGACGUUCCCGAGGGGGCUGUCCCCGGACUACCGGGCGGUGGUCGCGGGCGCCACGCUCGGCCGAGGAGAGAGGAACCCGUUCGGCCCGCGGCGGGCGGCGCCGGCGCCCGCGGUCCGGCCGCGGCACAAAGCCGCGGCCGUGCUGGGGCACGCGGGGGGUCGCCUGGUGGUGCCCAACACAGGCGUCAGUCUUCUGGUGCCGGUCGGGGGGAUCGCUCCGGACACCACGUGGGAGACCACCGUUAUCGUCAGCCAGGAGGACAGCAGCUCGACGCCGGGGGAAGGGUCGGAGGUCUUCCUGAGUCCCGCCGUCACGUACGGUCCGCCGGGGAUGGAGCUGUCCUGCCCCGCCGUCCUGACCGUGGCGCACUGCGCCGAGGCCGCCGCCGACCACUGGAUCGCGCGGCUCAAGAGGCAGACGCAGGACCGCAAGUGGGAGGAAGUCAUGUGCGCGCAGGAGGAGUGCACUUCCUGCUACUGCCUGCUGGAGGCGCAGCGCUGCCACGUGCUGCUGGAGCGGCCCGGCCGCUACGCCCUCGUGGGCGAGCCGCGGCGGGCGCACGCCGCCAAGCGCCUGCGGCUGGCCGCCUUCGGAAGCCCGGACGCCGCCGACGCCGCGGGCUUCGUCCUCAGGGUCUACUGCGUGGACGACACGCCGCACGCCUUCCAGGAAGUGACGGCGGCCGAGCGGGUCCGAGGCGGGCGCCUGCUGGAGGAGCCCAAAGUUCUGUCGUUUCGCGGGAACGCGCUCAGCCUGCAGGUCAACAUCCAGGAUGUCCCGCAGAUGUUUUGGAGCAUCAAGCCUUUCACCGCCUGCCAGGAGUUCUCCUUCUGUCAGGUGUGGUGGGGCAAACAGCGCCCCCUGCAGUGUGCCUUCUCCCUGGAGCGUAACAGCACCUCCUCCUCGUCUUCGUCCUCCUCUCACCUCUCGUGCAAGAUCAGCGUGCGUCAGGUUGAAGGUGAAGAGCAAAUCCUGCAGGUCUACACGACGGUGCAGGCCGAGAACCUCAAGGUAGCGGUCCCGUUCCCCUCCGAGUCCGACGGUUGCGUCGGCUCCCAGGCGGGAUCCCGAGCCUUCAAGAUCCCCCUCUCCAUCCGCCAGAGGAUCAGCGCCACCUUCGACGGCACCAACGCCAAGGGCAAGGACUGGCGCCUCUUAGCCCAGAAGCUGAACCUGGACAGGAACCUGGCCUACUUUGCCCGCCACGAAAGUCCGGCAUCGGUGAUCCUGAGCCUGUGGGAGGCGCAGCAGCAGGACUCGGCCGACCUGGACUCCCUGGCCAGCGCCCUGGAGGAGAUCGGCCGGGUGCAGUCGCCCCCCGGGAGUGCGGGCGACGACACGCGGGGUUCCCUAAACGCCGCAAGGACUGCAGACUGAAAGACAAGACGAACUGCAUGAAUGCCGUUGAGCAAACACUCGCAGGGAAUUCCGAGAAUCGUACGGAAGCUCCUUUCAGGCGAUGACAAACGUCGAGGUGAGGUUUGUGUUGUCGGGGAGGGGCGGACAACAAGCGUCCAUCUUGGAGAGAUGACUUCCUGUUCCUCUUCCUGUGGACGUGAGAAACACUUUGUGUGACGUCAUGUUGUCAUUUUUUUUUUUUUAUUGCUUUUGCGUCGUGUCUUUAAUCGUGCGAAAAGUGGAGGUAAUAACAAACGCAAAAAAAAAAAAAAGUGGAGACUUGAUGCUAAACGUGCUAAAAAAAAAAAAAAAAAUUACAAUUUUAAAAAGUUAGCAUGAGGAAGAUUUAUUUUGCGGCACCUGCUGAAAGUGGACCUCGGAGCACAACCUGGUCCACUCGCUCCCAACAGAAUAAAGUGGAUUUGUGUCCAA